CCCCUGUUCCUUUGAGGAGGCUGUAGCUGGCAGGAUCCCUGACAUUAGUGGUUGCUCUCUGGCUGCCUGCUGACUCGAGCUAUGGCUGCACAGCUGGUUUUCGCGCUGCUUGCUCUCACCUCCCUGGGUGCUGCAUCUGAACUGGACUGUAAAGAGCUGGUGAAGCCUCUGGUACUGGACAGCCACAGCCCCAUCUAUGGGAAAUGGGUGCUCCAUGUUGGGUCGUGGGACCAGCCUGGCCUGAAAAGCGACUUGAUAUCGGUGAACAGCUCUUGGGUGGAUCUGUCGGCUUCCUCAGACAGCGGAGUCAUGACCAUCUACUGGGCCGACCGCCUAAGUGAAGAUAAAUGCCUUCAGGGUGUAGCCAAUGCCACCAUCUCAGGAAUGACCAGUCACACCACAUUUAAUAUCAACGGCCACACUUCAUAUCAUGACGGAAAGUACUAUGAAUCCUGCUCAGAAUGCCUCCUGUCCGAAGACACCACCCUCCUCCCUGAUGGCAAAUCAAAGGGACGAUACCUUUUCCUCUUUACACGGACCGGCACUCUGAAGCCAUCUGAUUUAGAGACUUUCAAGAAGCAGGCAGAGUGUCUUAAAUUCCUCCCAGAGUACCACUUUGGAGGAUCAGAUCUGUGUUCAGAUGACAGGGAAACUACUUCACCUGCUGCAGAGAAUACAGAGGAUGAAGAAACUGAUGUUCAGCCCACUGCAAAGUAAAGCAGAGCAAGGAGGUGUCAUAGCCCACUGAACAGCCUACACACACCCAAACAUAUCCAGUUUAACAUGCACUAAAUAGUGUUGUUGUUGCAUGUGCACUGAUAUAAUAUUGUCCUGUGAAGUAACUUUUCAAUGGUCAUUGCCUAUAGCGUUAAAACCAGGCCUGCUGGUGUCAUGUCAUGUAAGCUCUGUCAUGUGUAGUCUUAUCAUUGUGUGUCUCUGCCUGCUAAGUUCUUUGAACUUUUAUGAUUUAGUUUAGGAAAUGUGAAAUCUGACUAGCUUGUGGCAUAUUCUGGCAGGUACAGUAAUGGUUGAAAAGUCCACUUAAAUGCCUCCUUUAAAUACAUGUUGUUAGUUGAGUGUAUAACUGUUUGGUAAACUGAAAAGUAAAUGGAAAAUAAAAUAGCUUUCAAUCUUCA
Dicentrarchus labrax (European seabass) is the source of this 1136-nucleotide messenger RNA. RefSeq lists its product as uncharacterized. Lineage: Eukaryota; Metazoa; Chordata; Actinopteri; Moronidae. The transcript is spliced from 6 exons. The coding region runs from base 82 to 717 and encodes 211 amino acids. The record is from RefSeq and is a predicted model, not a curated record.